Pollicipes pollicipes is the source of this 969-nucleotide messenger RNA. Its product is annotated as protein masquerade-like. NCBI's taxonomy places the organism in Eukaryota, Metazoa, Arthropoda, Thecostraca, Pollicipedomorpha, Pollicipedidae. Gene Ontology annotation, molecular function: serine-type endopeptidase activity. Gene Ontology annotation, biological process: proteolysis. The record is from RefSeq and is a predicted model, not a curated record.
CCAAGAAUACGGGCAGGAGCGACCAACCCGCCGCCAGCCGGCGAAUAUGAGCAGCAGCAGCCGCCGGAGUUCGUCGGCAACCAACAGCCCGGCCUGCCGUCCCGUAUAGACGGCCCGGGCGGGCACAUCCAGAUCUAUCAGACGACGCCGGCGCCCGAGCCGCCGCUGCCCGUGCACAAGAACAAGUACGUGUGCGGCGUGAAGGGGCCGCCGGGUCGGCGCGGCCGCGUCGUGGGCGGACAGGACGCGGCGCCGGGCGAGUGGUGCUGGCACGUGGCGCUCAUCAACUCGCUGAACCAGUACCUGUGCGGCGGCGCGCUCAUUGGCACCCAGUGGGUGCUCACUGCCGCCCACUGCGUCACUAACAUCGUUCGAUCCGGUGACGCCAUCUACGUGCGCGUGGGGGACCACGACCUAACCUCCAAGUACGGCUCGCUGGGCGCGCAGACGCUGCGUGUGUCCACCACCUACAUCCAUCACAACCACAACUCGCAGACGCUGGACAACGACAUCGCGCUGCUCAAGCUGCACGGACAGGUGGAGCUGAAGGAGGGCGUCUGCCUGGUGUGCUUACCGGCGCGUGGCGUGGAGCAGCAGGCCGGCAACCGCUGCACCGUCUCCGGCUACGGCUACCAAGGCGAAACUGGGCCGAUUCCGCUGAGGGUGCGGGCCGCAGAGCUGCCCAUCGUCUCUGACAAUGAGUGUGUGCGCAAGAUCAACGCCGUCACAGAGAAGAUCUUCAUCCUGCCAGCCUCCAGUUUCUGCGCUGGUGGUGAGGAGGGCAACGAUGCCUGCCAGGGCGACGGAGGAGGUCCUCUUGUGUGCAACGUGGACGGCUACUAUGAGCUGUCCGGCAUGGUCAGCUGGGGCUUCGGGUGCGGCCCGGCAAGGACGUACCCGGCGUUUACGUCAAGGGUGUCCUCCUCAUCGGGCUGAUUCAACCAGAUCCUCAGCGUCAACAAUCUCUGA